Triticum urartu is the source of this 1190-nucleotide messenger RNA. RefSeq lists its product as uncharacterized. Lineage: Eukaryota; Viridiplantae; Streptophyta; Magnoliopsida; Poales; Poaceae. The record is from RefSeq and is a predicted model, not a curated record.
GUCUGCCACCACGCAUCCAUCCAUCCUUGAGUUUGGUCCGGUCACUGGUGUGGCUGUGGCUGUGGCGUCACGCAAGCCUACCAAAAAGCAAGCAGAGCUUGGGGAUUUCCUCCUCUUCCUCUUCUCCCUCUGCUGAACCUUCCUUCCUUCCUUGUCGCCCUCUGCAUCCUCUCAGCAUCUGUCUUCUUCUUCUUCUUCUUCUUCUUCUUCUUCUUCUUCUUCUUCUUCUUCUUCUUCUUCUUCUUCUUCCCUGCGAGCACGGGGAUCUGAUCUGAAAAGGCUUCCGAGGCUGCUCAUACAAGUCAAGUGGAUCCAUCUUGGGACCUGUCGCGUCGUGGUGAUCGGCCGACCUCCAUGAUGAAUGUGCUCUCCAGCGGCCACCCGCAGAGCCUGCGCAUCCAUCGCCACCACCACCACCACGACGUGUCAUCAUGUCCACGCCGGAGCGGCUCAGGCCAUGUCGCAGUUAACCCUCAUCCUAGCAUGACCAGGAGGCUUUCUUCUAGCUCCUUCCGCCGAGGCGCCGUCAGGGCCGUCGCCGACGACGGCGGCGAAUCCAGCAGCGGCAAAGACGACGACGGCGACGACGACGACCAAGAGAAGAAGCGAAGAAAAGACGACGAGGAGGGGACGUCGUCGGCGUCGUCGAGGCGGAACCGGGAGGAUCUGGAGCGGCUGGUGGGGGCGCCCGACGACGACGGCUUCAGCGGCCUCGACCUGGCCACGCUCAUCCGGAAGCGCUACGGCCGGAGCUACGACGUGACGCUCAUCCGGAAGCAGUUCAUGGGGCGCAACCUGCUGGCGAUGAACGUGAUGUGGAAGUACCGGGAGCAGCGGUCCUUCCCGCUGACGGAGGAGGAGUACCUGCUCCGGCUCGACGACGUGGCCAACACGCUCCGCUCCUGGGGCGCCGUCGCCCACGUCCGCAACUCCCUCGAGACCACCAAGGACCGCCCCCGCAUCGGCAAGGCCGUCAGCAUCUUCAUCGACGUCGACUCCGCCGGCGGCGGCAACCGCUCCGACGAAUGGAUCUACAAGUAGUCAAUGCUUCACCAACGCUAGCUGCCAGCGUAUGUCGUCUCUGAGAUUCAGGUGGAGCCGUCCACGAUGCUCAUUGCUUCCACACGAUUGGAUCACAUGCUACUUUGUUUAUACUCCUACAUGAGAAGAAAUGUCUUAUCUUUAGCUAA